This is a messenger RNA of Serpula lacrymans var. lacrymans S7.9, 361 nucleotides long. RefSeq lists its product as uncharacterized. The coding region runs from base 98 to 361 and encodes 87 amino acids. The transcript has 2 exons. The record is from RefSeq and is a predicted model, not a curated record. NCBI's taxonomy places the organism in Eukaryota, Fungi, Basidiomycota, Agaricomycetes, Boletales, Serpulaceae.
ACAACACAACCAGAACAUCGCCCAAACACUUAACCAUUGACCACCACCUUCUCUGUUACAGCGUACUGCACCUAAACACUUCUACCUCAUUCGUGACAUGAUUCGACGUAACCCAACCAUGAUUCCAAUGAGCGACACAGAUGUACAAGAUGUUAGAAAUUUGGUGGCAAAACAAAAUGCAGAGUACGAGAUGAGGCAGAAAGCGUUGUUGAAAAUGAAAAAGGUGGCGGAAAGAACCGACAUACAAGAAGAAGACGUCUCGGUCUUACAAAAUCUCAAUAAUGCCCUACUUACCCGCCAAGAGAAGGAAAGGCGGCUAGGUAUGCAACGAAGUCAAACUACAUCAAAAUACAUCUCAUGA